Messenger RNA from Xiphophorus maculatus (southern platyfish), 6487 nucleotides. It is a transcript of the gene mms22l, whose product is annotated as MMS22 like, DNA repair protein. The transcript has 25 exons. Gene Ontology annotation, biological process: double-strand break repair via homologous recombination; replication fork processing. Lineage: Eukaryota; Metazoa; Chordata; Actinopteri; Cyprinodontiformes; Poeciliidae. The record is from RefSeq and is a predicted model, not a curated record. Gene Ontology annotation, cellular component: nuclear replication fork. Bases 1601 to 5296 code for a protein of 1231 amino acids.
UGCAAGAGUCGGAACAGGAAGGAAAAAAAAAGGCAUCUACCUUUCUCAUCCAGGCGAUAGAGCCUUCUCACAGACGGACUUCAGUCUUCCUGUUGAAAGCAGAGCGGGAGGUCGACGCUUCCACACGGAAAAGAAAAGAAAAAAUUCCCGUCGCAUCCUUUUUUCUUUUACGAUCUCUACUGACUCGUGUUGAUAAAAGAUGCAAAGUAAAACCCAUGCAAAACAGCCUGCUUUAUUGUGCCUCUCGUGGCUGGGACAAUUAGGCUUACGCAGGAAGAAAUAACAGGGUUUUAACUGGACUGAGAAAGGGAGCACAUCCUCGGCGUGUGGCGGAAGAGAGAGGGGGGGGAUUUUGUAAAGAUGUGAGAAUGCAUUAGAAUGCAAGAAAUGGUGUGAUGGCGAGAGGUACGGCUGGGAGAGACAGAUCUGCAUAUGGAAAUUAGGGUCUGCGUGGUUAAAAUGCUGCUAUAACUGCUGCAUUAUGUUGAAUUGGGCUGGGAGGAAACCUCAGCACUCAGACGAGGAAGACUGACUUUCAAACCUCCAUAAGUGUCCUAAACAGGUGCACUUGUGUCGUAACAAAUGGGUGGAAAAUGUAUGAAAUUCUGAUAUUUCGAAGUACGGUGGCCUAUAUUUCAAAUAAGCCCACUGUUUUUUGCGAUAGCAUGAUUAAAAGACGAGCAGGUGCUGUUUGUUACACACCGUUUUAUGAAAGAACGCCAUUUGCUGUGUAUGUACUACAUCAGAAGUACAUUUAUAUUUUAUUUAAAUAAUGCAGACUUUAAGGAAAAUGAAAACGUUGACAUUUACCAAGUCCUUGAAUGGAAAAGAAUUUGACUUCUUAGUUUUUAUCCUGUUUCAAGGAAAAUGGAAAAUAAAUUCAGUCGCUCUAUAUAUUAAAGAUCUACAAUUGUCAUGUCAUAGACGAGUGAGGCUCAAAAGGAAAGCUAUCUGGUAUAUUUAUUACUAUUUAAUAUAUUUAAUACUAAUAAUAGCUAAAACAUACGUUAUCUCGUUGAACGAACUGGCGAUAAAGGAAGUACUCAGCAGGGAAACCUCUUGUCAAGUUUCCGAGACAGGGCAAGUCACACCCCUGUUGAAACUUCUGACCAAUCAGGAGACGCGAGGAGACUUUGCGCAUGCGUACAAUCAAGGCGCGGGAGAGCCCGAAAACCAAAACAACAGUAAUGACGACUGGCCAGUUUUUAUUCAUUAUUGCCUUGAUUUAAAGUGGUAUUUCCACAAAAUACAAACAUAAAGGAGAGUUUGAAGUCAAAGGUAAGAUAGCAUUUUAUUAAAACGGUAUCUGAAACUAUUGUUUUUGCUCUUAGCAAACCGUACAUACGCAUGUAAAAUCCUUUUGUUGCAAAAAUGGCCGCUUUUAAAAGGCAUUUUGAGUUUAUUUCAUAAUUUUAAAGCUGCUGAUUAUAAAGACUUCAUUUUAGACGCUUUGACUUUGGUUGUUAUUUUAUUAUUACUGUCGUAUCUUACAUAUUUGACGUUGUGCUGUACUUUGUCUAGCAAAUAUUUAAAAUGGUUUUAAUCGUUGUUUAAAUUUAAUCUGUCACUUACUGCGUGACGCUGACGGUCCACCAACAGCAUGGCGGAAGAGUUCAGCGAGUCCCUCACUCCACCAGUGUCCCCCUUUGCAGCGGACAACCAGUGUGACCUGGCGGCCACUCGACCGCCCUGCUUCAGCUGCUGUGAAGCUAAAGACGAGCAGGCUGCAGCUCUGUGCCCUGAGGGAUACCUGGGACGGGGAUCCCUGAAACGGCUGCUGCUGCGUCUCGACCCGGCCCCUGCUGAGUUUGAGACGGACACGGUGGAGAUUUUCGGCUUCCCAUGGGUUACUGGAACGGCGCUGGUGGAGUCGACCAAAUUGCUCUUUGGCCUGUUUCGACAAACAUUUUACAAGUUGGAGACUUUGGUUCAGUCGAGUUCACAUGACUUUGGACAAGCAGGGAAUCUGCAUUAUGAAUCGGAGGAGCUUCGGCAGCAGUGUGUUUCGUUUCUUCAGUAUGUUAAAGUCUUUUUGCACAGGUACUUCGAACCGUGUCUGGACGCAGCUCACUCGCAUCCCUACGAGCAGCUGGAGCAGCAGUUCCCCUCCGCUCUGCUGGAAGAACUGUUCGCCGUCACUCUCCUGACAGGACGACUCAAAGACCUGCCCGCAGGCGUACAGGCAGCCUUCAGUAUGCAAAACCACGGGAAGAUCUUUCCUCCCUCCUGGCAUUUGCUGCACCUUCAUCUCGACAUUCACUGGUCGGUCCUGGAAAUCCUGCAUGUGCUGGCUCACAAGAUGCAAGGCCAGGUGGUUUAUGCCCACCGGUUCGUGAACCUGACGGGGGAGAACCUGACCGAUACGAGUCUGUUUGAGGAGCAGCUGGCCUCCCUGCUGUGCGACCUGACAGCUCUGGCCUCGGGCAAAUACAGCAAGGUGAGACCUACGGAGACGCUGAACAGCAGUCCCUUCCUCUGCCUUUGCACCAAAGAGCUCUGGGUGCUGCUCAUGUACCUCCUGCAGUACAGAAAUAAAACUCUGCGCACACAGUCGUUUUGGAGCUACAUGAACCCCUUGCUGAAGCCUGUGGUAGAUGGGCAGCCUGCACCAGAACACCUCGGCGGUCCUCUGACGCACUGUAAAGACCCUCUGGGAUUCACAUGGUGGCUCCUCACCCACUUGGCCAUGUUGGGCCAGUACAGCCGCAACGGCACAAUGCAGAAUGAGAAGUGUUUGGAGGAUAACUGGACAUUUGUGGAGGGGUUGCUCAAGAAGACCUGUGACCCCAAGGGUGGGCUUGCAGAGGAGCAGAUCAGGAUGCAUGUGCACUGCUGCCUCAGUCUGUGUCUGCUGUGGGAGCCGAGCACAGCUGCUGUCUCCACCCUCUGGGAGACCUACAGCAGGAACCUGAACUCCUCGUUCACCGUGCCGUGGUUGGGGGUGUCGGGCCUGGGCGCCGUCUGCAAGACGCCACUGGCCUUGCUGGAGCAGGCGCGCAGCUGCUGCUGCCCCUCUGCCCCGCGCUCUCCGGGCCACGCCCAACUCUACAGAUCCGCCAACUCGUUCCACAUCUUCCUCCGAGUGCUGGCCCUGUGCCUCGGCCAGGACAGGGCCGGCGGCGCCCCGCAGAGGCAGAUCAAGGGAAGGAUUUACUCCAAGUUCUCAAAAAAGAAGAUGCAGGAGCUGUCUGAAGGCGGCCUCAUGAACUUCCUGCUCCUCUUCCUGGUGGUGGCCAGGCAGGCGGAGCUGGAGGACGUGGCCAGCAGAGCCUGCGAGCUGCUGGGCUUCUUGCCCUCUAACUGCCCCCCCGCACAUCGAACACUGGCCUGGAGAGGGCAACUGUCACUGCUGUUGCUUUUCCAGGAGAGAGGUCUGGAUGUUGGCGCUCAGGCCGGUUGCCUGGCUUCCUCUUUCAACGAGACGGCCAAGGAGUUCUACAGUAAAACCACAGAGGUGUCCCGCAGGCUCGCCCUCUGGGGGCCCCUGGGUUCCUACCUGGAGGGCGUGGCCGAGGUGUUCGAGACGAGCUCCGGCCUCGGCCUGUCGGAGGAGAAGCUGCUUGGCGAGGGCUUCGAUUGGCUGCUGCCGGCGUGUCGUCAGUCUGAGCUGAACUCCGUCCUGAGCUUUCUGCAGAUCGUCCUGGCACAGCUCAGACGGGUCCAUCAGCGCAGCGUCCAGUCAGCGCCCAUCCCGGCCUGGGCUCCGGCUCCAGCCAGUGUGAUUAGGGAGCGCCACCUAGCGGUAGCUUCCGCUCUGUGGUUGCACUUUUUCCCCUUUCUGCGCAGCUUACGCCUCUCCCAGACCCCGCCGGCCCAGCUGGCAGAUGCUGCUGCAGGUUUCACCUUGCUCGCCUUUGACCUGCCCAGUUCUGCCCCUCAGGACCUGCAGCCCAACCCGGUUCAGACCAUCAUGCAGCUCUUCGGCUGGGACGAUAUGGUCCACCCGCUCCUGGUGACGCGCUACCUUCCCCAUCUGCUCCAGAACAGUGAGCUGGUGUCGUCGCUAAGCGGCGCGGCCCCUGGUUCGGCUCAGGGCCUCUCAGUGAGGGCCUGGAUCCGAUGUGUCCUACAGCAACACCUCCACAAGAACCCAGACGGAACGGAAAGCAAAACGGCCCGGGCAGUGGGGGAGCAGCUGUGCGAACUGACCCGGCUCGUCCUGCGACUGCCAGAGGUGGACGGCUUUCUUCAAAGAGCCGGACUUCCUCCCCCGGCUGCCAGGCCCGAGCCGACUGCAGCCCUGGAGACGUUCGUCAAGGCUGUAGGCAGUGUUUGCAGCGGGUUGCAGCUGCUGUCGGAGCGGUCGGCCAUGGCGACCAGAGCCCUGGACUACAUCGGUGACGUCCUGAAACAUGUGAAGCCGUACGUAGUCAGCAAGAACCAGGAGGGGAUGCAGCUGGCAUACUGGGCUGUGGGUUGCGUAGUGAAGCAUUGGAGCCCCCUGCUGGCCACUUCUAAAGCACAGCAACUGCUGUUCCGGGUGGUGGACGGGCUGCUGCUGCCGCCCAAGCUCCCGCAGCAGGACAGAGCUCUGAGGGACAGUUUACCGCUUUAUCUGCAGGGUCUGUCGGUGGCGUCGGGCGUGUCUCAGUCCCAGGGUGCCGGCCUCAAGCAGCAGCUUCGCUCUGUAACCCGCAGAUACCUGGACCACUUCCUCCCCGCCUCGCCCUCUCUGGGCGUGGUCGCCAACCACCCGGUGCUGCUCGGUGCCUGUGAGGGCGCGCCGACCGCCAGGGGAGAGGCGCUGAGGAAGACCGUCCUGGAGGUGCUUUGCGAGAAUUUCCUGCAGUUCAAAAGCCACGCCCCCCCGCCUCGCCUUGCGUCCGUCCUGAUGUUCCUGUUGGAGCUACUGAGGCGAAACGCCGACACGGACGCCUCCCUCCUGUUGCUGCCUCUUCCAGCUCUGCUGCGUUGUUUGAUGCUGGUCAAUGAGCCGACGGUGAGGAAGAUGAGCACGGAUGCGCUGCAGCUCGUGGUGGAGCGAUGCGUCGCUGCGUCUACCGUGAGGCCAUGCGAGUUGAUGAUCGCCGCCUUACGGUCGUUCGUGGAGGAGAACGUGGGCGUCUACGACAGGCAGGUGUACGUCGUCCUGGAGACGGUUGCCGUCUUGGAUCCCGCUGCGGUUCGAGCUCUCAUCCCCAGCCUGACUCUCAGUCUGAGGAGCAGCGAACACAAAAGGGGCCUGGGCAAGAACAUCGCCCUGAGGAGUGCAUACAUGAAGCUGCUGUCUCUGCUUGGACAAAGUGGGCAGGAGGAAAUCAACAGUCUGGAGAGCGACUGUGAGGUUUUCCUCUAACAAACUUUUUCAUCUGGGAGAAAUCGAACUUUCUUAAGUGUGUUUGUGGUUAACUGGACCAUCCAUCACGUCACUGAAAUAAUAAGAAAUUUUCUUAAGAGGCACAAUGGGUGGAACCUGAACAUUUUCAGAGGUGUACAUAAUGCACAUAUUGUAAAAAAAUAAAAAAAGGUCCAGCUUUUCAUUGACAUUUUCUACAUUUAAAGAGAAAUCCUCACCUCUGAUCUCCAAGUAGCAAAGAAUGCGAGCUGUCGGGAUCCAUCUCUGCUCUAAUUCGCAGAUACCAUGACAGUCGUGGGCGAGCUCCAAAUAGUUCAGGACUUCGAGAGAAGAAAAUAGCGGAGAGGGAGAGAAUGGAGGGAACUGUUUGUUCCGAUCCUCUCAUUCUCGCCUUCUCUAAGUUGCAGCAAUCUCUUGCAAUCUGGAUUUGGCUCGCACCUAAUCACGUGAAGUCUCACUCUUGUCAUCCAAAAUCACCCAAGUCUCAUUUUCUGUCAUUGCUAGUCAUUUUUCAGCCUCAUCUUGACUGCGGAACGUCUCACCGGGUGGGUGGGGGUGGGUGGUGCAAGCUUUGUCCUGCGAUGGCAGCAGUAUGAGAGGAAAGCACAUGGAAUGUGAGAAUGUUUUAAUAUCUGCAUAAAAUUAUCUUUAACUCCAUAAAGAAUUGCCAACAACCAAGCUUUGAUGUCCUUUAAGUAGCAUCUUUAUUCUGCAGUUUCUUCCGUAUAUUCUUGCAGACAUGUUGCUUCGGAUACAUGAGGGAUGUGCAAGCACUUUUUUUUCUCUCUCUCUCUCUUUCUCUUUUAGUAAAAGCAAAUGUUUGACAAUGCAGAAUAAUACGUAUUACAUGAUUGAAUGUCCAGACAUUCAUUUAAAAACACAAACAAACAGUCAUUGGGUCCUGAGCGUAAAAUAAAAAGCCUCAAUAGCUCACACACCAGCUGCGUUUCCAUUGACCGUAUAGUUGUGCAAAUUGGAAUUACUGAAUGUUAAUAAUUAAAUUUUAGGAAUGAAAACAACCCGAUUUCGGAGAGAAAAAAAACCCACAUUUUUGGGUAAAGUUUUUGCAAUAAGAUUAAGUGAUUUUUCGCCCAUGCCAAAAUUUGUUCAUUUCGCAAAAUUGCGACAGAACGCCUUUUUUUGUUUUUCACAUCACGCGAGUCACAUGAUCAACAGUCGGCUGUUGACAAA